GCCGGGGAUUCCAGAUCCGGAUGGAAAAUGGAGUGAGGGAGUUGGGGAGACGCUGGUAAAUGGGGAAAUGGUGCGAGAGGGCCCGGCAGGUGGAGAAUCGAGGAGAGUGACGGGGGAGUGAGCAGCGCCGAGGUGGGUCCGCAGAGCAAGCGAUCGAGGAUACAGUGAAAGGAGGGGGCGAAGAUGGCGGUGCCCCCAAAUCGAAGACUAUUUGUGCGCCUGUUUGGCUACUGGAAGCCCCUGUUCAGUGGCAGAUUUCUGCUUUUAACCAACACCGUUAGCUGUGGGGGUCUGAUGGCAGUGGGCGACAUUAUCCAGCAAACCCGGGAAAUGCGGCGGAACGCUACCUACCAGCGGGAUUGGUCUCGGACAGGGCGCAUGUUUGCCACUGGUUGUAUAAUCGGCCCCUUUGGGCACUUCUGGUACAAGGCACUGGAUGGGCGGUUCCCGGGACGGACCGCGACCGUGGUGUUGAAGAAGGUGCUGCUGGACCAGCUCAUUGCUUCACCCAUCUUCGGCUUCAUCUACUUCUUUGGAAUGGGAACGUUGGAAGGUCACAGUGCCGCGGAAUGCGUGAGAGAAUUCAGGAGCAAGUUCUGGGAAUUUUACAAGGCGGAUUGGAUGGUGUGGCCUGCCGCACAGAUAAUCAACUUCUAUUUCCUCUCUCCGAAGUACCGCGUCCUGUACGUGAAUUUUCUAACCAUCGGAUGGGACACUUUCCUCUCUUACCUUAAGCACGAGAUCCCACCUGAGCAAGUGGCCUUGUUGGAGGAGACCGAUAUUUCAAAGGGGCAGGGGACAGGACUGGGAUCUGCGGAAGCUGAGCAGUAACACUGUCUUGGGGCCUUAGCUGGUGGACGAGGCCUGGAGCCUCUCCGGUGUCAGUUGGCCAAUGUAAACCAGUCGCACUUUCCCUAUUGCUCCACCUCAGGAAGAAUUGCUGUAUUUCUGGUUGUAGUUAUUUUUCAGAGCUAUUUUUACCAUUCUGAAUUAUUUGACAAAUUAAAUUAUAUUUUAAGUAUGCA
Hypanus sabinus (Atlantic stingray) is the source of this 1025-nucleotide messenger RNA. It is a transcript of the gene mpv17l2, whose product is annotated as MPV17 mitochondrial inner membrane protein like 2. The transcript is spliced from 6 exons. NCBI's taxonomy places the organism in Eukaryota, Metazoa, Chordata, Chondrichthyes, Myliobatiformes, Dasyatidae. The record is from RefSeq and is a predicted model, not a curated record. Gene Ontology annotation, cellular component: cytoplasm; membrane. The coding region runs from base 184 to 831 and encodes 215 amino acids. Gene Ontology annotation, biological process: mitochondrial ribosome assembly.